Molecule: messenger RNA, 302 nt
Organism: Staurois parvus
Lineage: Eukaryota; Metazoa; Chordata; Amphibia; Anura; Ranidae
Source: the annotation of a GenBank genome assembly
UUAUAGCGGGACUGCGGUGGGCAUUUUGACACUGGGGGGGAACCGACUUGGUGUCCCUGACAUCCCCAGUGACACCAAUACAGUGAUCAGUGCUAAUAAAAAGUACUGACACUGUACUAAUGGCACUGGGCAGGAAGGUAUUAACAUGUGCGGCAAUCAAAGUGUUAACUGUGUGCUGUUUCACUGUAUGGUUAACUGUGUGCUGGGUGUGUUUUACUAUGGGGCUGUGUCUGUGUGCUUCACUGUAAGCCAUCCAAAGCAGUAUGCCCGAGCUGACAGGGUGGAGAACUGUUAGUAAACAA